Molecule: messenger RNA, 2316 nt
Organism: Populus euphratica (Euphrates poplar)
Lineage: Eukaryota; Viridiplantae; Streptophyta; Magnoliopsida; Malpighiales; Salicaceae
Gene: SUT4
Product: sucrose transporter 4
Exons: 7
Coding region: 394-1926 (510 amino acids)
Biological process (GO): sucrose transport
Cellular component (GO): vacuole; plasma membrane
Molecular function (GO): sucrose:proton symporter activity
Source: RefSeq, a predicted model, not a curated record
UUAUUUAUACGGUAAUACCUGUUAUUUCAAACCCGCCCGACAACACUCUCUCCAAAAUCCUCGUUCAAAUAUAACCAUACAUCAACUACUUACCCUCGUCUUAAUCAUGAUUUACCGAAAUAUACCCUCCCCCAAUUAUCCGCUUCUAUCCUGAUCCGCUCCGCACGGAAGUUGCUCAGCACCGAUAAGGGUAGUGUCGUAAUUAUAUCUAUCAACAGAAACCGCCAUUUUCCACUCUCCCUUUCUCCUCUUCAUUUGACCUUACAGGAGCUAAAAAUACAGUUUUGGAGAAAGAAGAGAAGGGAAAACAAAACCAAACACACAACGCAUAAGAGCGGGCUGGAGCGCGCGGUAUUGCGUCCGCUUACCAUUUCUACAAAAUAAACAGCCACCAUGCCAGUCGCUAACCCAGAGCCCCAUCGAGCCAGCAGGUCUCGACAAACGAACCGACCCCCGUCAACUCGACACCACCAACAACAAUCGAGCAGAGUCCCGUUACGCCAACUCCUCCGCGUGACAUCAAUCGCUGGUGGGAUACAAUUCGGCUGGGCGUUACAGCUCUCUCUCCUAACACCCUACGUGCAGGAGCUGGGAAUCCCUCACAAAUGGGCCAGUAUAAUCUGGUUGUGCGGCCCAUUAUCGGGAUUGUUUGUGCAACCUCUUGUUGGCGUCAUGAGCGAUCGGUGCACCAGCCGGUUUGGAAGACGGAGGCCGUUUAUUGUUGCGGGUUCGCUUUUGAUUGCGAUAUCGGUUUUGAUUAUCGGUCAUUCCGCUGACAUUGGGUGGUGUUUAGGCGAUAGAGGAGGUGUUAGACCAAGAGCAAUUGGCGCUUUUGUGUUUGGGUUUUGGAUUCUCGAUGUUGCUAAUAAUAUGACCCAGGGUCCUUGUCGUGCUCUUCUCGCUGAUCUUACUGGAAAAGAUCAUCGAAGAACUAGAGUCGCAAAUGCUUAUUUCUCACUUUUCAUGGCUAUUGGUAAUAUUCUUGGUUUUGCCACUGGAUCAUAUAAUGGGUGGUACAAGGUUUUUCCUUUUACUGUUACUUCUGCAUGCAAUAUUGACUGUGCGAAUCUCAAGUCUGCCUUUUAUCUCGAUGUUGUUUUCAUGGCAAUUACUGCCUGCAUAAGCAUCUCAGCAGCUCAAGAAUCACCUCUAGAUUUGCCUGCCAGAUCUAUGCUUGCUGAUGAGGAAAUGCCAGGCCAGUCAAACUCUGAACAAGAGGCUUUCCUCUGGGAGCUAUUUGGGACUUUUAGAUAUUUCCCAUCAACUGUAUGGAUAAUAUUGCUUGUUACUGCUUUGAAUUGGAUUGGUUGGUUUCCAUUUCUGCUCUUUGACACUGACUGGAUGGGUCGAGAAAUUUAUGGUGGCAAGCCAAAUGAAGGACAGAAUUAUAACACUGGAGUCAGAAUGGGUGCAUUUGGUCUGAUGUUCAAUUCAGUGAUUCUUGGAGUGACAUCUGUGCUCAUGGAGAAGCUCUGCAGCAAGUGGGGAGCAGGUUUCUUAUGGGGCCUUUCGAACAUCUUAAUGGCUCUCUGCUUUCUUUCAAUGCUUGUACUGUCCUAUGUGGCAAGCCAUAUUGGCUACAUGGGACAUAAUCUACCACCAGAUAGCAUUGUAGUAAUUGCGCUAGUGAUUUUUGCAGUGCUUGGCAUGCCAUUGGCGAUCACUUACAGUGUUCCAUAUGCUAUGGUUUCCUCACGUAUUGAAUCCUUGGGACUUGGACAAGGGUUGUCAAUGGGUGUUCUUAAUCUGGCAAUUGUGCUUCCACAGGUGGUGGUUUCUCUGGGAAGUGGACCAUGGGAUCAAAUAUUUGGUGGUGGAAACUCCCCUGCCAUUGCUAUUGGAGCACUUGCUGCCUUUGCUGCUGGAAUUAUAGCCAUCUUGGGUAUUCCUCGAUCAGGAGUUCAAAAGCCCACGGUCUUCUCAUGAGUUAUCAGUAUCAAUGAAAGCCUGUUUUGCUUUCAAUGCCUCCAUACAAUGCUUUCUGAUAAGGCCUGGGAAUCAUUUAAAAGACCUGCCUCAGGAAAGAAAGAGGCAGGGUGAGGAGGAUGGAAUCUGUGAAUUUGUUCGCGUUCUAGAGGAGUAUAAUCUUUAUUAAAUGUCAAAUCCUGGAAGGUCGUGUCGCUGUUGCAUAUCCUUUUCCUCCACAUUGAAACUUGCAUUUGGCGUUGUAUUUGGUUUUUCUUUUUUUAUUACUACUACUUUUAUUAUCCCAAGAAAAUUCUGUUUGAAUUCCCACUAUGACAACAACUUGGUGUAAAAUGAUAAAUGUGAAAGGCGUUGGCAUCGCCAUGUGAUCCUAAAUAAUGUCAAUUUCUA